AUGCUCACAUUUGGACCUUCGAUACUAGCAUUCAGGGCUCUUUACAGAGCAGUGUUCUACGAGAAGAUAUUUACGAAGAGUAUUCUAAUACAUUUACUCUGUGGAAUUGUCGAAGGCGGUAGCCAAGGUAUCGCGAUGAUCAUCUUUGUGUAUUUCUUCGAGAACACACAACAGUAUAUCACCUUGUUAUAUCUCGACGUUGUUUCAUUCCUCCCUUUCUUAUUCUAUAUUAUUCCGGCGUUUUCAAAGUGCCGAAUGUCGUCAUUCCUCAAUCUGAUAUUUGCUGUUAUUCCACUGGCGUCGGUCGUUGUCAUUUCGUGGCACUAUGAGUUCUACUGGCAAAUGGUUGUUGCGUGUACUUUAAAUAUAGUCCCCUAUUGGAGAUCACUUGUUCUCUGGAAACAGAACAGAAACAAAAAGUUUGACAAGCACAGAAAUUUGGUGAGCUUUGUUCGCGAACUAACGAAGCUGGUUGCAAUCAUUGUUGGGUUCAAUUUAGUGUAUUUCACUGAUACGAUCAACCAGAAUGAGUAUUGGUUGGUCGAUUCCGAUUAUCUCGUCUCGGUUGUUAUUGUGUGUAUCGCACCGUUCAUAUUACACCACACGACAACUUGGGGAAUGAAGGCACUCAUGCCCAUAACUACGACAACACUACCACUAUUGUUUUCAACAGUACUAUCCUUAUUAAUAUACCUUUUGACGUGUCAUUGGAAUGUAAUCAGUGAAAUAGAAAAUGGGAUGUGUACGUUCUAUGCCGGAGACGCAGAUUGGUGGUUUGUGGCGUGCUUUGUUGGUGUGUUCUUCUCAGUAGUCUUCUUGUGCUUCCAUAUUAUCAACCAGUCACAGUACGUGACCAAAACAAGAGAUGUUUGGACUAUCCCAGACGUGUCUGUGAUAUCACCAGAAAGCUCGUUGUUGUUGAACAGACAAAUGGAUGACACAUCAAAUUCAACGACAUCAGUAAAGGACGAAGCAACGUUCCAACAAAUGAACAUCAUUGUUUGUGCGACAAUGUACCACGAAAACCAAAAGGAAAUGGAGCGAUUGCUUGAGUCGUUCACCAAAUUGGAUUCGAAAGAAGAAAGUAAAGGACACGUCUACUUCUGCAUUGUCUUUGAUGACGCCUGUCGCACGGAAGGAACCACCUUGCAUUGCAAUCUGUUUGUCGACCAACUUGUUAGACUCUUACAACAAGAGCGAAUCAAGUUGGAGUACGAGACACAGUGGUUUGGCGCAGUUGCCUUUGGGACUUUCAAGAACACGACCCCCAUCACCGUCUUCCUCAAAGAUUCUUCAAAGAUCAAGAGAAAUAAGCGUUACAGUCAGCUUGUGUUGUUUAACUACGCACAGCGGAUCCUUCCAAUGAAAAACACGUUUGUACUAUUUACCGAUGGAGACACGUACUUUUCGCCAUCUUCUGUGGAAAAGUUGUGUCUAGAGAUAUCUGCAGAACCAAGAUGUGGCGCAAUUUCAGGGAGAGUCUUCCCAGACGGAAAAGGUAUUUGGGCGCAGUACCAACAGUUUGAAUACGCAACGAGCCAUUGGCUCCAAAAGACUGCAGAGGAAGAAUUGGGUACUGUUUUGUGUUGUCCUGGGUGUUUUACGUUAGUGAGACUUGAGUCAGUGUUUGACGUGUCCAUGAAAGACAUUAACGUGUUUGAAAAGUACUGUGAACAACCAAAGAGUGGAAUGGGGGUGUUGACACACAACUUUGGUGAAGAUCGAUGGAUGAGCUACUUACUUGUAGAGCGAGGGUGGUGGCUGAAGUAUUGUUCCAUUACAAAAAGCAAAAGUUUCUGUCCAACAACAACGAUGGAGUUCUUUAAUCAACGGAGAAGAUGGUUGACAAGUACUUGGGCGAACACCGCGAUGAUAGUAAAGAACUGGAUGACAAUUAAAACGAACAACAAGCGAGUCAACACUCUCUUCAUGAUUUAUACAUUCAUCAAUUUCAUCGCUACAUUCGCAACCCCUGCAACAACUUUACUUCUUGUUUAUGGGUUUUUGGUGAAUAACGACAUUCCAUAUUGUGAGGUUAUUGCCUUUGUUUUAGCCGUCUGCCCGACUCUCUUUUUCUUGAUAGUAGAAAUAAUAACAAUGUUCAAGCCAUCACCACGGUUUGAAAUAAUUACAGUUGAUAUAUUGAAGUGGUUCUAUGCGUUUGAAAUGCUCCUUGUUGUUGCGAACAUUGUUUACAGUUGUGUAACCGUGUCAACGAUUUCAAUUAGUUUACUCUUUUGUGGAUUGCUCAUUGUGAUAUACGCAGUGACCAUUUUGCUCCAUGCCGAGUUCGAGAAGAUACUUGGGGGCGUCAUUACAUUCUUUCUUAUUCCAACAACAAACAUCCUUCUCAUUAUAUACUCGUUAGUCCACUUGAACGACGUAACUUGGGGUACUCGAGAACAAAAAGGCGAAGCAAUUGAAAAGCUUAUAUUAGCCAAAGAGUCCAACUACAAUUACCUUGAGCGAAGUGACCGAUUUACUGUGAGUGAAGUCACAAAUGUGAAGAAGAUGCAAAGUCAGUUAAGGAAAACGCAAUUUGGCACAGCUGUUAUCUUUUUGAUAGCAUCGACAUUUUGGAUUGGUCUUUCUGUUGGUCUGAUGGUACUCGACUCAUUAUUCAAAUUCACAAUAUUUGGGAUGUCGUUCUCUUUCAUGCUUGUUCCAACGUGUUUGACUCUUGCCUUGACUCUGACACAAUUCUUCUCGAUGUUGUUCCACAGAAUGAAUACAUUGGCGUUCAUCUUGUCGAGAACAGAGUGA
Messenger RNA from Entamoeba invadens IP1, 2763 nucleotides. Its product is annotated as chitin synthase, putative. Gene Ontology annotation, molecular function: chitin synthase activity. Bases 1 to 2763 code for a protein of 920 amino acids. The transcript is spliced from 2 exons. Gene Ontology annotation, cellular component: cell septum; cell periphery. Lineage: Eukaryota; Evosea; Mastigamoebida; Endamoebidae. The record is from RefSeq and is a predicted model, not a curated record.